AUGGCUUCCAACGUUAUCCCGAACCUCGCUGCCAGCAACCGGGCCAAGUUCGCCAUCAAGAGCUACAGCGUGGAGCAUGGCUACCCGUCUAAACGACGCUCGUUGCUGGACGACGCCAAGUUCGAGACGCAGAAGCACAAGGAAGCGGAAGAAGUACGCAGGCAGGCCUCCCGGGACUCGCAAGACACCAUAGACUCGCUCCUGGAAGACGUCUACUUCGAGGAUGUGUUGUCCGGGGGAAAGGACCAGACGGCCAGCGUGGUGUUCGGACUCAGAGACGGGGUGGAAAGUCUCGCAAAGAUACUCAAGGAAGUGGAUGACUGCGGCGGUAAGGUGAACCACCUGGAGACACGCACCUCGAAGCAGCCGAACCAGACGCACGAAGUGUUCGUCUCCAUGAACAUCAGCCGUGACCAGCUGCUCGGUCUGGCAAAGGCGCUGGCGCUCAACACCCUGGCGGACAUGCGAGUCAUCAAGGACUUCUCUUCCGCUAUGGCCGGCGACAUCUGGUUUCCGCUUCACAUCUCAGACCUUGACUUCUGCACCCACGUCUUGACCAAGUUUGAGCCCGACCUGGACAGCGAUCACCCCGGAUUCUCUGAUCCUGUAUAUCGCACCCGUCGCAAGCACAUAGCGCAGAUUGCCUUCGACUAUAAGUUUGGACAGCCGAUUCCCAGAGUCGCUUACACUGCCGACGAAGUCAAGACUUGGGGCAUUGUGUACACGGGUAUGAAGGCCCUUGUGGACACGCACGCGUGUCAGGAGUUUGUCGACGCCCUCAACACUCUGGAGAAAGAGCUGCACUACGGACCGGACAGUAUACCGCAGCUGGAGGACGUGUCCAACUUCCUCAAGCGUCGGAGCGGCUUCACCUUGCGCCCUGCGUCAGGUCUACUGACGGCGAGAGAUUUCUUGGCCAGCCUCGCCUUCCGGGUGUUCCAGUGCACGCAGUACGUGAGGCACAGCUCAGCACCGCAGCACUCGCCGGAACCAGACUGUAUCCACGAGCUGAUUGGCCACGUCCCGAUGUUCGCCGACCCCCUGUUCGCCCAGUUCUCUCAGGACAUUGGCCUGGCUUCGCUGGGCAUCUCGGACGAGAACAUCGAAAAGCUGGCCACGCUUUACUGGUUCACUGUGGAGUUUGGACUGUGCAAACAGAAUGACCAGAUACGGGCCUACGGUGCAGGACUGCUGUCUUCUGUUGGCGAGAUACAGCACGCACUGUCAGGAAAACCGGCCAUUUUGAACUUCGAUCCCGAAGUGACGGCGGUCCAAAAGUACCAGGACCUCGAGUACCAGGACACCUAUUUUCUCGCCGAGAGCUUCGAGAGUGCCAAAGAAAAGCUGAGACAAUACGUCGCCAAGGGCGGUUUCCGGCCCUUCGAAGUGAGCUACGACGCGUACCGACAGUGCGUCGUGGUCCUGGAUUCUCCGAGAAAGCUCAUGGGCCUGGCCGACACCCUCCGAGCCGAGAUCAACUCGCUUACCAACGCGCUUGACAAGAUGAAGUGGAAAUGAACUUCCCGUUCGUGUACACCGCAACCAGCACCACCCGUACUCCGC
Molecule: messenger RNA, 1563 nt
Organism: Ixodes scapularis (black-legged tick)
Lineage: Eukaryota; Metazoa; Arthropoda; Arachnida; Ixodida; Ixodidae
Product: tyrosine 3-monooxygenase
Exons: 13
Coding region: 1-1518 (505 amino acids)
Biological process (GO): aromatic amino acid metabolic process
Cellular component (GO): axon; perikaryon; cytoplasm
Molecular function (GO): iron ion binding; tyrosine 3-monooxygenase activity
Source: RefSeq, a predicted model, not a curated record